Molecule: messenger RNA, 1092 nt
Organism: Trypanosoma conorhini
Lineage: Eukaryota; Euglenozoa; Kinetoplastea; Trypanosomatida; Trypanosomatidae
Exons: 1
Coding region: 1-1092 (363 amino acids)
Source: RefSeq, a predicted model, not a curated record
AUGGACUACUGCACGGAGCAAAGCUGGGAAUAUUUGAAGGCGGUGAAUCCCAGCAAAACUUACACCGAGCUCCUGCAAGAGUUCUGCGGUACAAAGACGGAGUUUAUGAAAAAGGUGAGGGCAAAGGCGGAGGAAAAGGACGGGGUUGUGCGUUCGGGGCGGGGCGCUGGAGGGAGCCACAGUGGCGGUGCGCUGCCGCCGUCGCCGGGUCCUGGCAGCGACGGGCACGCCGCCAGUCCCAAAGAAAAGGGCCAGCAGGCACCGGCAGGGGACAGCAGCGAGCAUGCGGGAGAAGACUCAGCUUUGGGGGCGCUGGGAGUCCCAAAGGGAGCAGAAACAUCAGAGCCGGAGGGAGGCUUAAAGUCGUCACGUCCACCGGGGCAAGAAGGUCCAGUGACGCCCCCACAGAAAGACAAUUUAACGCCAGUUGACGCCAAUGGAGGAAACAGAGCAAGGGAGGACGGGCAGCUGAAUAACGUGGCAGGCACUCCUGAUCCCAGCCAGCAGCAGCGUGAGGGAGAGACGCAGAGUGAACCGGGGGUAACACAAGCAACCAAAGAAGCAGCGACUUCGUUGACAGUCUCGAAAAAUGGACUUUUGCAAGGCACCAAAGGCGCCACGGAUUCCGAUGCUGCAGGGAACCCAGACAGCCAACAGGAGGUUGCUGCCGCAAGUGCAGCGGCGGGCACAGCAAAUAAGCCGGCAGCAACAGCGGAGUCCACCGCCACUGAUGCAAGGGACACCGCGACUACGACUGACGGUGGCAGCGGCAGCAGCCCCGCAGCGCAGCCGCAGCCGGAGAGUUCCGUGGCGGUAGCCGAAGCUGGAGACGCAGAACAAAAGGAGCAGUCCGCAGUGCCCACACUCAAGCAGGAAACGGAAACGAGCGGCGGCGGCGAAAGGCAGGCCGCUCAGCCGGCAGCGGGGGCGGCUGCUCAAGCGGCGACCACCACCAACUCGAGGAAUGCAACGAAGGCGGUGACCGGCGACAGCGACGGCAGCAGCGCCGCGGCCUCGCACUCCGCCUCCCCCCUUGCGCUGCUUCUUCCGCUUUUUGUGAGUGCGGCUGUCGCUGCGAUGGUGGUCGCGUGA